Molecule: messenger RNA, 3730 nt
Organism: Pygocentrus nattereri (red-bellied piranha)
Lineage: Eukaryota; Metazoa; Chordata; Actinopteri; Characiformes; Serrasalmidae
Gene: nck1b
Product: NCK adaptor protein 1b
Exons: 5
Coding region: 218-1360 (380 amino acids)
Biological process (GO): negative regulation of PERK-mediated unfolded protein response; positive regulation of endoplasmic reticulum stress-induced intrinsic apoptotic signaling pathway; positive regulation of translation in response to endoplasmic reticulum stress
Molecular function (GO): ephrin receptor binding
Source: RefSeq, a predicted model, not a curated record
CCCAUAAAGGCGGGUGGCUGUUGGUUGUUUCGGGAGGGGAGUGUGUUAAAGGUUUAUUAUUUUAUUUUUUUCGCCGGGCAGGUAUGUUUUGUGCACCGAGUCGUGUGACUAAUCCAGCCGAAUAAAUGCAGGGAGAUUCAUUCGCAGGUCUCCACUGAGGUGUCUGAAUUUUGGAAUUGACAGCUUUGAUGCAGCACAGUGUUGAAGACAGUCCAAGAUGACGGAAGAGGUGAUUGUCAUUGCCAAGUUUGAUUAUAUGGCCCAGCAGGACCAGGAGCUGGACAUUAAGAAGAACGAGCGUCUCUGGCUCCUGGACGACUCCAAGUCCUGGUGGAGGGUCCGCAACGCUACUAACAAGACGGGCUUUGUACCGUCGAACUACGUAGAGAGGAAAAACAGCGCCAGAAAGGCCUCCAUCGUCAAGAACCUCAAAGACACUCUAGGGAUUGGGAAGGUGAAGCGGAAAACAGGGAUGAGGGAAACGGCAUCAAGUGCAGAGGCGGAAUUUUACGCAGACAACGGCGAGCGGCUGUAUGACUUAAACCUCCCUGCGCUGGUGAAGUUCAACUACACAGCCGAGCGGGAGGAUGAGCUCUCCCUCGUUAAGGGCACCAGGGUCAUCGUCAUGGAGAAGUGCAGCGACGGCUGGUGGAGAGGCAGCUACAGUGGCCACUCGGGCUGGUUCCCCUCCAACUACGUGACGGAGGAUGCCGAUGGCUCGGCCAGCGGAGACAUGGGCUUGUCUGAAAAGCUUGCUGCCGUGGUUCACAGUGCCAAUGGGAACAGGGUUCUGCACACGGUCCAGGCGCUCUAUCCCUUCAGCUCGGUUAACGACGAGGAGCUGAACUUCGAGAAGGGCGAGGUGAUGGAUGUUCUGGAGAAGCCCGAAAACGACCCGGAGUGGUGGAAAUGCCGUAAAGCUGACGGGCAGGUUGGCCUAGUGCCCAAGAACUACGUGACCGUGCUGCAAGAGUCGCAAAAUUCUGCCAACAUGGCUGGACCACCCACGCCUGACUGUGAUUACAUUGAGCCCUCGAUGAGUGGACGCUUUGCCGGCAAGGAGUGGUACUACGGCAAAGUGACCCGCCACCAGGCGGAGGUGGCCCUCAACCAGAGAGGCACGGAGGGAGACUUCCUCAUCAGAGACAGUGAGUCCUCGCCCAACGACUUCUCCAUAUCGCUGAAGGCCCAGACCAAAAACAAGCAUUUCAAAGUGCAGUUGAAGGACAACUUGUAUUGCAUCGGACAGCGCAAGUUCGGCUCCAUGGAGGAGCUGGUGGAACACUACAAAAAGGCGCCCAUCUUCACCAGUGAGCAGGGCGACAAACUUUACCUGAUCAAGGCCCUGCCCGCCUCCUGAUCCGGACUGUGGCCCGGACCGGAAAUCUAGAACCACAUGGCAGGACUGAGAGACUUGGAAAAUAAAGCAUUCCGACAGCAGAGAGAGAGAGAGAGAGAAGGGGAGAAAUGGUCUCUGGACUCCCAUACUCAUGCUCUGAAGUGGUUUCAUGGGCAGACACUUCCAUAUAUCAAAAUACAGUUAUGUAUAGGGCAUAGGUGAUGUAUUUUGAUGUCAACAUGUAUUAGAAUUACACCUAGGUGUUCUUUUGUUGGUAUAUAUCCUUUUUUUUUUUUUUUUUUUUUUUUUAAAGUUUCUUUUAGUAAUUGUGUCUUUUGAUUUCCGACUACCGAGCAGCCAUUUGAUUCAGCAACUUGAUCGUGUUGCUGAAUUCCAGAAAACUGAGAACAUGCCUGUUGCCUGUGUUUUAAUCACGACGCUUGAAUAACACAACGUAGUGAGAUUAUUUAACUUGAUAUAUUUAUAGGGAUUCAGCGUUUCUGCUAAAAAAAAAAAAAUAAAUAAAUAAAAGUGGGUGACCAAAGCUUGUUACUCAGAGUGAUGGCUGGCUGUAUCAAUCUGGCUUAGGGCUGAAUGUUUACAGAUCACGUCAGCCGUUUUGCUAUUGCCGAGCAGCUUAGCAGGAUGUAUUGGCUGCAUGCUUCCUGCUCACAUCAUGUUAUACUGAGGGCGCUUUAUAUUCAAAACGUUGGUUCCCUGUACAGUGAUUGCUUGUUUCUGCAUCAGGGUAGCCUUGUGGAAGCAUUAGGAUUGGCACCCAGGUCACUGGCUGAUCAUAACUGAAUCCUAAACCGCUUAUUUUCUUAUUUUGAACAGUGAAGCUGAUUCAGUGUCCGCAGCUUUGACAUUAACACUGUUGCUGAAUUUCUCUAGAGUGUUGUGGAGCUACCUUAGUGGAUUCAAAGGUCCUUUUCACAGUAAUCUGCCAGGGCAUAUGAGAAUGAGAAUCGUUUUGGUCUUAUCCAGAAGGUCUGUCUGUGUCUCUGAGUUGGUGAAACAGGUGUUUGUUUGUACUGUAACUGUUAUCAGUGGUGGUAUAUUGCUUCAAAGCUUCACCAGGUGUUUCGUACAAGUCACUGCAUUGUGCCCCCCUCCCUCACCCCACCAAAAAAAGGCUGCAUGCUAAACAGGGUCAGAACAGGGGUUCUGUGGUGUCAUUUGGAAGCUGAUGUGGUGGAGCAGUUGCAAGAGUCAGUGUUCAGUGUUCAGAAUCAUAUUGGAAAUGCGGGCAAAAGGAAGGAACCCAGGUGGAACGGCUGAUUGCGAUACGUGGCAGUGGCACUGGUUGCUGUUUGUUUGUUUCGUUUUUCUUUUCAGUGGGUCAAAAAACUGCUCAAGGAUGUUGAGAUGUUCCAGCGAGGAGCUGAAGCCAAUAUGUAAAACGUCAGCAAAUAAGAGGAUGUUUGCGAAGGGGAAGGUGGACGGAGUGGUCCAAGCUAACAGCCUGGGGAAGAUCGCCCCUCGCAGAUUGCUUCCCCAGCUGUGGGGAGUUGGACUGGGACGAGAGUGAGGAAUGGGGAUUUUCAGGGAGCGUAUGGAAAAUGUGCUCACACACACACAUAGACAUGCAGAAUUGUGAGUCAAGGGUGACUAUGAGGUUUACAGUGAAAUCCAAUCUGGAAUAUCUAUCAAAAAAGGGGACAUGAGGCUCUAAGAGGGGGAAGAAGCAGAUAGUGUACAAGUGAAUAGUGUGGAUUAAUUUGGUGGCCGUUUUUGACUUUGUGUUCUGGCCAGACUCUGUUAAAAAAAAAAAUACAGAAAAAAUGUAAAGUGCCUUUGUUGCUGCUGCUCCUACCAAAGGUUUAGCAUAGUAUUGUCUAACCUCUGUCCUGGCUAACCACACACCUCUUUUGUUAUUUGAGUACUGCUUUGCAUGUGCGUAAUCUGUCUCCGAUGUGAAUUUAUUAUUAUUAUUUUUUUUGCUCUGGAGAGGGACGAUGUACAGCUCCUGCCUGCUUCCCUAUGGAAAUUGAUCUUCCUGUUAAGCCCGUUGUUGAUUUACGUUGAUUCGCAGUGUCGAUAUGUGUCUGAAAAUUUGACUCAGUUGUUCAUUUGUAUAGCCUAGUAUGAAGUGACCUUACUAUACAGCUGUAUCACUCACUGCGGUUAGCUGUUGUUCUGUGGUGGAUUUGCCUGUAUUUAGGACACUCUGACUGUACAGUUUGUAGUUUAGGCCACCCAAGGUUUCAUUUCUUAAAAGGGGCUUGUUAGUCCUGUAUUCUAGGUCAUAUUUUUUAGUUUUGAAUGAGCUGCUUUGCUGUUUAUUCCAUUUAUUGGGACCUUAUGAACUUGGUUCUUAAAGGGGAAUUCCACUGAUUGAUUAUACAUUUACAUACAAUUUAAAGGGGUACAGGUAUUUUCAAAUUAUGU